This is a messenger RNA of Aspergillus melleus, 549 nucleotides long. It is a transcript of the gene RLP24, whose product is annotated as ribosomal eL24 family protein. The record is from RefSeq and is a predicted model, not a curated record. The transcript has 4 exons. Gene Ontology annotation, biological process: ribosomal large subunit biogenesis. Bases 1 to 549 code for a protein of 182 amino acids. Gene Ontology annotation, cellular component: nucleolus. NCBI's taxonomy places the organism in Eukaryota, Fungi, Ascomycota, Eurotiomycetes, Eurotiales, Aspergillaceae.
AUGAGGAUUGAGAAUUGCUUUUUCUGCAGUCGCCCGACGUAUCCCUCGAAGGGUAUCACCUUCGUUAGAAACGAUGCCAAGGCAUUCAGAUUCUGCCGCUCGAAAUGCCAGCGCGCAUUCACCAAGAAACGCCAGGCCCGUAAGGUGAAAUGGACCAAGAUCUCCCGUCAACACGCCGGCAAGGAAAUGCAAGUCGACCGCACGCUGCAGUUCGCCGCCCGCCGGAACGUUCCCACCCGUUACAACCGCCAGCUUAUGGCCCAGACCCUGCACGCCAUGGAGCGGGUCGAGGAGAUUCGGGCGCGUCGCGAGCGAGUCUUCUACAAGAAGCGUAUGGCCGGUAACCGCGAGCGUGAGACCGCCGAGAACUUCAAGCUGGUCUCCGAGAAUGAGCACCUGCUGCCCCGUGAGCUGCGCGAGAACGCGGACGCCAAGGUCGCCGAUGUCGAGCCCGCCAAGACGAAGGUCUUCAAGACCGAGCGACGCAAGUUGCGCGCGAGAGUCGACGGUGGUGUGGAAGAGGUUGUGGAGGGUAUGGAUAUGGACUGA